Molecule: messenger RNA, 1589 nt
Organism: Hermetia illucens (black soldier fly)
Lineage: Eukaryota; Metazoa; Arthropoda; Insecta; Diptera; Stratiomyidae
Product: dipeptidase 3
Exons: 3
Coding region: 89-1414 (441 amino acids)
Biological process (GO): proteolysis
Molecular function (GO): metallodipeptidase activity
Source: RefSeq, a predicted model, not a curated record
UUUUUCACUUGUUGGUAAAUAAUAGAACUGUGGAACAUUAAAAGAACCUUACAUUGAAGUAAAUUUCGCGGUUUAUAAACCGAGUAAAAUGAACGCGGUUCCCGUACCAAGUCACGAUUUCAUGGAGUUACAUCCAGUCCACCAACAUCAGCCUCACUGCAAGCAACAAUGCUUUGUAUUCACGGACAUUGCGGAUAUCGAACUUCCUCCCGAGAUAACCAAAUACUCGGAAAAGAUGAAAAAUGGGAGCAUACAAUCCUACAAAAAGGAGAACAUAGCCGCUAUAGAACCGCAGAGUACUAAAAGCAGGAAAAUUGCAAUCGCUGUUGGAAUCCUGUUGAUCUGCCUAGCCCUAGCUGGAGGAAUCCCUCUAGCUCUACAGUUAAGGUCAUCAUCUCUCCUAGAAGCAAGGAUAGCAUUCAUAAGGCGCCUUUUAAAGGAGUCGCCACUGGUCGAGGGAUACUGGAAACCACAAAUUACUUCGAAUCUAACUAAAAGCUUUGCGGAGCUGAAAACUAAUAACAUUGGAGCAGUUUUCUGGCCUAUUCCUGUGCCAUGCGGAGCUCAAUAUUUGGAUGCGGUGCAACUGGCCUUGGAGGGUAUUGAUGAAGCUCAGCGUUCAACUAGCAAAAGUACUUCAAUGGUUAUUGUGGAAAGUGCAGACGAAAUGGAAACUGCUCAUUUGAGAGGAGAGACUGCAGUGGUUCUUGGAUUAAGCGGCGGACACGCUCUUGGAGCUAGUUUGGCGGUAUUGCGGUCGAUGCAUUUAUUGGGAAUCCGGUUUGUCUCCUUGGCAAGUUUGGGCUGUACAACCCCAUGGGUGGCAGCGGCUUAUAAACAGGAGCAUGUAGUCGAAGAAAACUAUACGAACAGCUUAACUGACUUUGGAGUGACCGUCUUGCAUGAAAUGAGCCGGCUCGGAAUGCUUGUGGAAAUUUCACAGCUUUCAGAACCAGCUAUGACUACAGCCCUUCGCGCUGCAAAGGCACCCGUCCUCAUAUCUAAUGCCGCUCCUGCGUCAAUGUGCAAUGGAAGUAACAUUGCAUCCAUUCCCGACCAUAUACUCAGUCUUCUUCCUCAGAACGGCGGAGUGCUAAUGCUAAAUAUGGAGAAAUGCGGCGACCGUCUUCUCUCCGUGCGGGAAGCAAUCAACGGAAUUAAUUAUGUUCGCGCAUUGGCAGGAGUCGAUCAUGUUGGAUUAAGUGGAUCUCCCGGAAGCUACUUAUAUCUGUUAGCAGAAUUGGCUAGGGAUCGGUUAUGGGGCAAUGCAGCAAUCAAGAAGUUAGUUGGUGGCAAUAUUGUCCGCGUACUGCGAGAAGUUGAAGUGCAAAAGAAUCGUUUACCGCUCAAUGAAGAAUGGAUCCCGAGAGAGUUGAUAGAAGGAAAUUCAUAUUGCAGAUACCCUGAGAUUUGAAGUGAAGGACCUUCCUCCUGUUUUGCUUCAGUGCAGAUUCAUGUUUUGUAAAUAUUGUAUUUUAAAAUUUCUCGCCCACCAGCAUUUCACUUUGAAGGCAUGAUAUUCAUAUCUUAUCUGAAGUACUCUUGAAAGCUGAUACUCAGCACCAAAUAAAGAUGAUUUUUUUAUUAAA